This is a messenger RNA of Akanthomyces muscarius, 231 nucleotides long. RefSeq lists its product as uncharacterized. The coding region runs from base 1 to 231 and encodes 76 amino acids. Lineage: Eukaryota; Fungi; Ascomycota; Sordariomycetes; Hypocreales; Cordycipitaceae. The record is from RefSeq and is a predicted model, not a curated record. The transcript has 4 exons.
AUGGGUGCAGUCGCGCCACUCGGAAGUUCGGAUGCCACCUAUCCCCUCUGUUACUUGGCCGAGGUCGCCAUCGGCCGUCGCGGUACGAAUGGGUCAACAACACCUGUCUACGCCUUUCCCAUCAUGGUGAUGACUUCUGGUCUAUUCAUCGCGGGCGGAUGGGAAAUUGGAGAUGGGGCGCAAAAGAAGCAUCUCCGGACUUUCUGCAAUGCCAUUUCUCUAAUAUACUAG